AUGACUAGAGCUUAUGAGCUUAGGGAUGUAGACGCGAGUAGUGCAGAUCGUAGGGUCGCAGAGGCAGCAGCGGGAGGCGCAACAACAAAAGAGGAAGCAGCUGCAGACGCCGCAGCAGCAGCAGCAGCAGCAGCAGCAGCAGCACCUUUUGGGAAAGAAGAGGCUGUUAGGAAGGCGGGAGAGGAAGUGCGCAGAGGCGCGGUGAGAGAAGGAAAAGGGGAUGGACCUUCAGAAAUGGAGGGCGUGACUUUGGCUGGUGGGGAAGGGGGUGAGAAGGGAGAGAGGGAGCGUGGAGGGGUGGUGGGGGAAGGGAAGGGGGAUGGACCUUCAGAAAUGGGGGGCAUGGAGGGAGAUGGGGAGGGGCAUGAGAAGCGGGAGGAGGGAAACAGUGAGCCGGGUGCGCAGGGUGAAGGAGAUACUGGAGAGGGAGAGACGGGAGAGGGAGAAGGUGGAAAGCAAGAGGGUGAAAAGAAGGAGGGUGACAAGAAGGAGGGUGACAAGAAGGAGGGUGACAAGAAGGAGGGUGACGAGAAGGAGGGUGAAAAGGAGGAGGGAGAAAAGGAGGGAGAAAAGAAGGAGGGUAAAAAAAAGGAGGGUGAAAAGAAGCAGGGUGAAAAGGAAGAGGGGGUGGAAGAAAAGGAGGAAGCGGUGGAGAUGGGCUGGGAGGAGUUGCUGCCAGGCCUGCCAGAGCACCUGAAGAGCCACAGCCAGCUGCACGGCUACGGGCAGUGGAGUGACAUCAUCAAUGACGAUAAAUUGGGCCUCGCUGACGUGGCAUGCGCUGAGCUGUCGCUGCCACCCGUCCCGCCGCGCAACAUGAUUGGCCUUACCCUCGAGGACAUCCCGGCCGAUCCACCUGCCCCAUCGCCUGCCCAACCCACCAAUCCUGGUGUUGCAACCACCAAACCUGCUGAUGCGCCCACCAACCCUGCUGAUGCACCUACCAGACCUGGUGCUGUGACCACUAAUGGUGGGGAUGCCAUGGGUGAGACGGCAUGUGUUAGGGAGGAGAGGAGGGCAGAGAGGAAGGCAGCAGAAGCGAAGGCAGCAUCAGCGCAAGAGGGUGCUGAGGGGGAUGGCAUGACUGCGGGUGUGAAAGCUGAAGCAGGUGCUGCUGCGGGUGGUGCUAUUGGUGUGUGUCCCAUGUAG
Messenger RNA from Closterium sp. NIES-65, 1149 nucleotides. NCBI's taxonomy places the organism in Eukaryota, Viridiplantae, Streptophyta, Zygnematophyceae, Desmidiales, Closteriaceae. The record is from the annotation of a GenBank genome assembly.